Messenger RNA from Metarhizium robertsii ARSEF 23, 471 nucleotides. RefSeq lists its product as uncharacterized. NCBI's taxonomy places the organism in Eukaryota, Fungi, Ascomycota, Sordariomycetes, Hypocreales, Clavicipitaceae. The coding region runs from base 1 to 471 and encodes 156 amino acids. The transcript has a single exon. The record is from RefSeq and is a predicted model, not a curated record.
AUGAAGUACGCUAUCCUCCUUGCUGCUGCCACCAUGGGCUCCUGCCUGCCCCAUUCCCCCUCCGGGCAGAAGCUCCCUUUUAACUUUGGCCUCAGUGGCGGCCGUGGCUGCGACAUCAGAGGCAUGAGGGUGAUGUCGUGCGGCACCAAGAAGUACUGCGAGGCGAUUGAUAAAUUGGGCAGCGAAGACGGAAGACUGCAUGAGGAUAUCCGCUGGAGUAGCACCAGGGAGUGCCUAGACGCCCACGUCCCUGAGCCUAGGAACCUGCCCUGGAAGCAGCCUGAAGAGCAUAACUUUUGCGGAAGCCGUGGAGAUGAGAGCGAGGUCGCUUGCGGCACCGAGAAGUAUUGCAAUUUGUUUGAGACAAAAGGCCGAUAUAAAGUCUCCAUGUCGCCCUAUAUCUGGACCAAGGAACAAUGCCUUGCGGCCCACCAGCCAAAUCCGGACCAGAUCUUGUUCCCAGUUGACUAG